AGCCCACGCCCACUAUAUACUUCAGCAAAAGAUUUAAGCCAUUUCAACAAUGAUUUAAAUCAUUUUAAUCGGUGUCUGAACAUCUUCUGUUGCAUAAAAGCUACACACUAGAUACAUAAUCGAAUUGUAUAAAUAUUUCCAAUGCGAUCAUGUAUAGUAGUGUAGUAUUUACUACAGAUUAUUACAAUUUUACAUACACUCCUUGUCACGCUGUUGGCUUCGCACAGACAGCCCCCACCCCCUUUGGCAGCAUCUUUCUACAGACACACUACGGGUUGCAUAACUCGACUUCCCUAACAGUGUUUCCCAUCCUGUCAGUGCACUGAGACUCAAACUGAUCCGUGGGAGAGAAAAAUUAUGAAUUUAUUUUCGGCAUUACUGAGAUUGUUUCUGUUACCUUCCGUUCUCUUUUCCGGUCACAUGACUUUAGUAUACAUCCUUAUCAUGCAGUAUAUCAUGCAGAUAUAUUUUCGCCAAUUAUUUUAUAUGUUAACCCCCUCUACUGUUAUUAUCUAAACCAGCUGAGGCUAUCCUCCUACAUGUUGUCUCUCUUAUUUUAUAAUGCAGACAGUAAAUAUUUUCUAUUCGGCUGAACGCAGUAGGAACUCAUCAGCAGUCCCAAGUUUUCCAAGUAGUAUUUGCAUUUAGAUAAAUUAACAAAUAUUUACAUAAAUACUGUAAGAAACAUCGAGUCAAUUUCGAUAAUAAUUAACACUUGUCUCAGCAAUAAAUAGUCUAGUCUUUUACGGUCGUUUCCGGAGACGGAAUGCUAUUUCCGGCUGAUUGAUCUCGCUUUAGCAAAUCUCUGUAUUUAUGGAGGUAUUUAAAUAAAAACGUUGCUACGAUUCAGAAGAUACAGGAAAUAUAUUCUAAUGCUUUUACUUGAAAAAGCUUCAACAAAAGAGGCGUCACUCUAAAUUGGUUCUUACUGCGAUAUCAAUUGUUAAUAAUUAGCCUGUGUUGUUUUCCUUGUAGAAAUAAUUCUAGUAGAUUCGUAGACUGAUAAAAAACACUUCAAGGGAAAUGCCGGCAUAAAUCGACAUUCGUGAGAUUCCACCCUCUUUAAAUAUGCACAACGCAUUCGUGACGUCACAAAAGACGUAGUGGAAAUAAUGAUCGCAGCCGAUGGCAGUAGUCAGGAAGACCCGAAAACAAGUUCAGAUACGAAGCAGACUUCCAUAGGAUGUAUUUACAGCAAGUAUACAUGGGCCAAUCUGAAUAGGCCUGCUAAAACCACCUUUCACCGAGAUUAAUAACACACGACGCCGUGAAAAGUAAACAAGCGUCGAAUGAAUAAAAUCGUUCGCUUAUUCGUGUUUGCCUCGUCCUCGCGUGCUAUUAACAGAGCAGUCAAUUAUUACCAUUUAUUAGCACACUCGAAGAAUACAAAUAAACAGAAAAGAAGGAUCCUGAAAACAUCAGAGCCUAAGCGAAUAGGAACGGGUUAUAAGAACAAGUACAAACGUGAAGCAGGAAAUGAUAUCUUAUUGGAGAACGAACAGUAAUUUCUAGAUUACAUUUCAUACGAAGCCCCCGCUUGAAUGGCGAUGAUGUCACGACCCGUGGUCCAAUAUCGUACGUGCCUAGCGGAAAUAUGAUAAAUGGGUGAACUCGGCGCUUUGGUAUUCAGAAUAGCGAGGAAAGGAUUGGUUAAGAUGUCGCACUUCUCUUUGUUACGACGCUCACGGUCGCAAACGCCGACCGCAUCAGUACUGGUGGAUUGUCAAGUUGUGUUGUUGGAUAACAGCGAGUACACUUCCCGUCUAACCGGCGAUACAGAGGCGCUUACUCUAUUCAACGGGGUGUGUGAUCACACAGACGUACCUCGAGACGCGAGGAGAUACUUCGGUUUGCAAUACGUUGAUCAAAAUGACGGGGAGACAAACUGGCUGGAACUUCAUAAACCAAUUUACGGACAACAAAAGGAUAAGACUCUCAGUGUUCAAUUCGUGGUGAGAGUAUUCCCGUUAAACCCUCUUCGCAUGGAACCUAUCGUUCAGCGCUGGAUUUUAUUGCAAAUGAAAGAUCUGUUGUCUCGGGGAAAAGUUAAAGUGUCUCUGCAGAAGCACGCACUUUUGGAUAGCUACUUCGCCCAAGCUACUCUCGGCGAUUACGACACAGAUAAGCACGGGCUAGGUUACUUAGAGGAUUUAUUGGGGUCAACGUUCUUUGGUCACCCUAGUGGUAUCAACUCGAACAUCGAUGUGAGCGAGACGAGUUAUGUGCAAACGGUCACGAUGUUACACCAGUCACGUAAGGGCAUGACAGCUGCGGAGGCGAUACAGGCGUACUUGGACCUGGCCAGCAGCGUGCCAUUUUACGGUGUGCGCGCACACCGAGGCGCUACCACGGAAAAGGGGGUUCGUGUUGUUAUUUGUCUGUCGCUACGAAGUCUGCAGGUAUACACGCAAGACGAGUACGACGAGCCAAACGAGCUAUUACAGGACUAUGAGUGGCCUUUAGUAGACUCUAUCACCGCAUCUAAAGCAAAGUUCUAUUUCUCCUGUGCGACUAAUGAGAACCAUAAAGAACAAGGCACCGUUUGUUUACGGUUUCACGGGCACUUUGGCUUCCAGCAAGCGGACCGAGUAGUGUUAGACGCUCUGUGCUAUCGUAACAUCGCGAUAGAGGCGGUCGAAAAACACCCGAGCCGCCGCCAGAAUUGGACGAAAGAGGACGGCGUAGGGGCUAUGCGAUUGGAGAGGGCUAUGUCAGCCGGGAGAGAUCGGAGACAGAAUCCCAUGGCAUCCCUGCGUAAGCAAAUGAGGGACUCUAAUGGCGGUCACGUAUAACACUGGGAGACGGGUGUGACAUAUAGCACCACCAAGCAGAGAAACGAGAGGGCUGUGGUAGUCCAGGGAAUAUAGCACCACCAAGCAGAGAAACGAGAGGGCUGUGGUAGUCCAGGGAAUGUAUUAUGGUCGCAUGGACACAUCACCGCUAGACACAAAAGAUGCGAAAAGUUAAGGGAUACAAUAGUUAUUAUACAUAAAAGUAAGAGACAGAGAAGGAACUACCAGACUAGAAGGUAAAAGAGGGGCUAUGACACUCCAGGAAAAUUAGUGUAUAAUUGGGGAUAUAUACUAACCAUGCGAAAUAACUAGAAAAUUAUAGACAUGCUACAUGUACAGUCACUAGUAUAGUCGAGGGACACGGCGCCUAGUCAUGAUUUGCUGGGGGAGGGGGAGAGGAAAGAAGGUAGUCAUGGAUAUCAUAUGGAAAAUGUAUAGUAUUUGAUAAACUUUCAAAAACAAAUUAUCCACUUUUGGGGGAUAGCCCUAAUAAGCCUAAUAGUGUAAUAUCUUAGAUAGCACUGCCAAGAGGGAGGAAGGAGCGCUAGCAUUAUACAUUUAACCAGUUGAACAUCGAUGAUAAUGACACAUUAAUAAACACAAUAAAUAUUA
Messenger RNA from Nematostella vectensis (starlet sea anemone), 3404 nucleotides. RefSeq names its product band 4.1-like protein 3. NCBI's taxonomy places the organism in Eukaryota, Metazoa, Cnidaria, Anthozoa, Actiniaria, Edwardsiidae. The transcript has a single exon. Gene Ontology annotation, cellular component: cytoskeleton. The record is from RefSeq and is a predicted model, not a curated record. The coding region runs from base 1602 to 2792 and encodes 396 amino acids.